This is a messenger RNA of Plasmodium gaboni, 1056 nucleotides long. RefSeq lists its product as hypothetical. The transcript is spliced from 3 exons. Lineage: Eukaryota; Apicomplexa; Aconoidasida; Haemosporida; Plasmodiidae. The record is from RefSeq and is a predicted model, not a curated record. Bases 1 to 1056 code for a protein of 351 amino acids.
AUGAGUUUUAAAGAAAAAUUAAAUAAAAGAAAGAAAAGUAACGAAGUAAUAUUCGAAGAAAAUUUAUCCAAGAAACUUCCCUUCUUCUUGAAUAAGAAAAAGAAAACAACGGAUUAUGAUUUUAUGGUAAACGUAUCGGAGGAGGAUAAAGAUGUUAAGAACGUCUCUAGAACGAUAAAACUUUAUUUGAAUAUAAACAAUGAUAUAAGACUAAGGUUAUCAUUAUUAUAUAUAAGUGAACAAUAUGAAUUGUUCAGGAGUUAUUUAAUAGCUCUAAAGGAUAUGAUGAAAAGUAUUAUAGUUAUAAAAGUUACAAGAAAAGGAAAUAUAAAAAAAAAAAGAUUAUCUUUUAAUUCAUAUAAUAUGAGUAUUAUAGGAAAUUGGUCUAAAAAAAUAUUAUUAUAUGAUGAAAUUACACAAAUAAAUAUAGGUAGUUGUUGUACUCCUGAAUUAAAAAUAUAUGAAAAUAAAUUCCAAGAUUAUAAUAAUCGAGAGAAUUAUGUUGUCAUAAGAACACUUUAUAGAGAUUAUAGUUUCUUAUUUCUAACAGAUUAUGAUAUAUUUAUGAAACUCAAAAAUUCAUCCGUCCUUGAAAAAUUGAAAUUUAUAUUAAACAAUAAAAAUAAUCCAUCCUUAUUAAAUGAUAAGGAUAUGAAUAAUAAUGCAGAUAAUCAAAGGAAAGAUAAACUCAAAAUACGUUCUAGAACAAACAAUUUUAUAGAUUUCAAAAGAAGAACAGUAUAUGAACAAUAUCUAAAUCAUAAAGAUGAUAAUAAUACAAAUGAAGAUAUUGAUACAUAUGAUACAUCUCGUGGAUUUAAAAGUUUCUUUUUUAAAGUAUUAAGAAGUAUAAAAACAAUUACUAUAGAUAUGGAAAGUGAAUAUGUAAAAGCAAUAAUGAAGCCAAAUAAUAUUAUUUAUUUUAAUAAAUAUAAUACUCUCAAUCAUAAAAUAAACUCAUUCUUUCUUUAUUGUCAAAUACAGUUGGAUAUAUGUGGACCCGAAAUUUGGUUUACAUCCAAAUUUGAUGAUAUACUCUUUACUCACAAGAGUUAA